ACAACGAGUUCCGGAUGCGUACACAGUAAUAAUAGACGGGAUUUACUGUCACCGCUGUGGUAACACACGCAGUAUUGCUGUUCUGAACUGUAUUUGCACCACGUGGUAAUGGGAGUCGUUAUCGGUGUGGAAAUGGGGAUUUCAGUCAGCAUGUACAAAGCCUGCUGUAAGGGUGGCCCGGAUUGGCCGGCUCGCUCUGCGGCGGAAGCAGAUUGCUUUAAUCAGCUGCGGAACGUGUGUCGCUGUGGAUCCGCUUCCAUGUGAGUUCCGCUCCCGACUUAAACCGAGACGAGGCAGGAGAGAUCAGGUCCGGCUCUGACAAUGUCUUCCAUCCCGGCCCCCCAGCUGCUGGCGAUCGAGGGAUGUGGGAAUGCUGUGCCGGAGCCCCCCGGGAUGGGGGAGGCCCGGAGCGCCGCGCUGGAGCGCUGUCUGCAGGUCCUGAGAGACGCUGCGAGUGACAGCGAGCAGUUUGCAGCGCUGCUGCUGGUCACUAAGCUGGCUCAGGCUGGUGAUCUCUCCCCCUCGACCCGGCGCCGUGUUUUCGACGCUGUGGGUUUCUCCCUGCCGAACCGGCUGCUGGUUACUGUGGAGACGCCACCGGACUGCCCCCCCCACCUGUUCCGCUCACUGGCCGUGUCUCUCCUCGCCGGGUUCAGCACCGACCCGGGCCUGGCGGCGCACCCAGAACUGAUCAACAAGAUCCCCCUGCUGCUGGGGCUGGUGUCAGCAGAACCGGAACCGGGCCAGGAGAGACCCAGGAGAGACCAGCCAGGACUAGACCUGCCUGAGCAGAGCCCAACAGAACCAGCACAGGACGGGGCCAAGAGAGACCAGCCAGGACCCAAUCAAAUAACACAAAGAACACCCCCGGGGCCGAGCCCCACAGAGCCCCACGCACCUGGACAAGCUGAACCCAAUCAGAACCACUGUGGAGGAGCUGGGCAGCAGACCCAGCUGUGUCCGGACCUGGCCACUAUCCAGGACAGCUACCAGUGUCUGACGGCGCUGGCUCUCUCCCCCCGGGGCCCCCGGGUCCUGCUCUCCCGUGGGGCGGUACCAGCCCUCUGCCGGGCCCACACCCAGCGCUGCCCCGGCCACGCCCUGGCCCUGCCGGUCCUGACCCGCAUCCUGAGCGGCGCCGGGCCCGCGGCCUGGCAGAAACACGAGGAGGAGCUGACCCGGCUGCUGGUGCUGCUCAGCUCGGAGUUCGCGAGGUCCGGAGACAGCAGCAAGUUCACCCUGUGCGAGGCUCUGCCGCACUUCCUGCCUCCCCCAGCGGGGGCAGCGCGGCCCGGACUGAGGCCCAGUCUGGACGCCCUGUGUGCUGGGCUGAGGGAGGUUCUGGGGGCCCGGCUCAGUGUGGCCCAGAGAGACCCGGCGCUGAGGCUGGCUGCCUGCCUGUUGGACGGGUUUGGAGCAGAGUGGCUGGCUGGUUCUGGUCCUGGUUCUGGUCAGUUCCUGGCCCUGCUGGUGAACCUGGCCUGUGUGGAGGUCCGCAUGGCCCUGGAGGAGCCCGAUUCUGGUUCUGUUCGAAGGGACACGGUCACUGCCUGUUACCGUAUUCUGGAGUUUGGCAUGGAGGCCUGCAGCCUGGGGCUCACCUGCCCGGACACAGCCCCAGGGAAGCCCCCGUCUGGAUUGCUCACACUGGAGCAGAGCCGGCAGGUGCUGGGAGUCAUGGAGGAGGCUGUCGCCGCCGUCAUCUUCUACCUGGCCCAGGUGGCCCCGGUCCGGUACCGAGACCCGUUUGUCUUUGCCUCGGUCCGGCUCCUCUGCGCCUGGCUGGCUGAAGAGACUUCCUCCCUGAAACAGGAAGUGUGCGCCCUGCUGCCCUUCCUGAUUGGCUAUGGCAGAGCACUGUUCGAAGGAGAGGAGCGGGACCGCGGCCUGACCAAUCAGAUGGAGGAGCUGAGUGUGACGGACAGCGGGGAGGGUGGGGAUUGGCCUGGUGACGCUCUGAGGUUCCUGCUGCCUGGUCUGUGUCACCUCUCUGUGGAGGAGGGCCCCCGCGCUGUGCUGCUCUCCCAGGGCUCCCCUGCCCUGCUCCUGCGCUACCUCUCUCACCUGUGGGGCCGGCUGGGGGCGGCGGGGGGCUGCCAGGACCAGGCCAGCCUGCAGACAGCCUGCUCCGUGUUCCUGAACCUCACCGUCACUGAGCCAGGGAUCGUCCGGACAGACCCCAGCUUCUCCAGUCUGCAGACCCUCCUGAUGGACUCGCUCCCCUCGCUCAUACAGAAGCCCCCCCUCCUCAUCCUGGCUGCACACUUCUGCACCCUGGGGCUGCUUAUGGCACGCCUGCUGGCUGGAACACCAGCUCUCCAGGACCGUGCUCCGUCUCGUCGGUUUGCCCGCUCCGCUCUCCUCUUCCUCUCCCGCGCUCACACCCUGGAUUCGGACGGUGCUGGGAGGGGGGUGGUGCGCUCGGCUCGGUACUCGGAGUGCUGGGAGGAUGUGGGGGAGCUGUGGUUCCUCGGGAUGCAGGCUCUGGGGGGCUGCGUGGCUGAGCUGCCCUGGCUGGCAGACACGGUAUUGCAGAGUGGCUGGCUGGGGGACGCUCUGGAGCUGCUGAGAGCCUGCCCUGCAUCGGCAGAUCCGGACCUGAGGGGGGCGCUGCAGGCUGUGCUCACUCCCCUGGCUCAGCACAGCCAGGCCUGCCGCGACUUCAUCCGCAAGCAGCAGGGGGAGGUUAUAGCCAAACUGCACUGCAUGGAGGAGCUGCAGCGCCACCUAGCAGGGACAGGCUGAAGUGCAAGAACAGACCAGGGAUCGGAGAUAACAAAACUAUUCCAUAAAUCUUUUCUUUUUAAAACACACAGAGUCACAGAGACACACACACACUGACAUACACAGAGACACACACACACACACAGAGACACACACACACUGACAUACACAGACACAGACACACACACAGCACAUUUCUUUAAUCUAGAGCAGUACCAGGUAUCGGGUUUUCAAAUGAAAAUGCCUGUGUUCUGGGAUUUCUGACUCACUGUGUGCCGAUCUGCACGGAGCAGGACCAGUUCAGCUGGGUUUUGUAUUUCAUGAUGAAACAGGAUCCCAGGAGACCGAUGAGAGUGAUUCACCCCUUUAUUUGUAACAGCCCUCGUUCUGUAUUGCUGUGUGUUUAUAAAUAUUACUGUGUGGGAGGCGUUUGAUUCAGAGCCCUGGAUAACCUGACACCAAUAAAACAAAACGAGCAGCG
Messenger RNA from Acipenser ruthenus (sterlet), 3205 nucleotides. Its product is annotated as neurochondrin-like. The transcript has 7 exons. Gene Ontology annotation, cellular component: dendrite. Bases 322 to 2745 code for a protein of 807 amino acids. The record is from RefSeq and is a predicted model, not a curated record. Gene Ontology annotation, biological process: neuron projection development; regulation of neuronal synaptic plasticity. NCBI's taxonomy places the organism in Eukaryota, Metazoa, Chordata, Actinopteri, Acipenseriformes, Acipenseridae.